Molecule: messenger RNA, 5981 nt
Organism: Stegastes partitus (bicolor damselfish)
Lineage: Eukaryota; Metazoa; Chordata; Actinopteri; Pomacentridae
Gene: pdcd11
Product: programmed cell death 11
Exons: 36
Coding region: 99-5534 (1811 amino acids)
Biological process (GO): rRNA processing
Cellular component (GO): nucleolus; small-subunit processome
Molecular function (GO): protein binding; RNA binding
Source: RefSeq, a predicted model, not a curated record
AUGAGUUAUUUCUUCCGGGUCGCCACCAUGGCGUGUUGCUGAACACGUGAGUUUUGGUGUCCACAAACCGGUGAUUUAAUACAUCUAAACCAAUAAACAUGGCAUCAAUGGAGGAGGACUUUCCUCGAGGAGGGACAACGAAGAAGCCCAGUGAGAGUAAAAGAGUGGUGCAGCGGGCAGAAGUGGACAACUUGUUUCAGUCAGAUGAAAAAGCAGAAACUAAGAAAAGAAAGGGGGCCACCAAAGAUGACAGCAAGAAGCUCAAGAAGCAAAAGACAGAUAAGAAACAAACAGAUGGCCUGACACUCAACGCAGCUGCCAAAUGUGUGGAAAUUCUGCAUAUCAAGAAUGUGAAAGAGGGCACGCUGAUGCUGGGCUCUGUGAAGGAUGUGACAGACUUUGAGGUGACAGUCAGUCUGCCUUGUGGCCUGCAAGGCUUCCUCAGCAUCAAGAACAUCUGUGACUCGUACGCAAAGCUGCUCACUGAGCAACUGGACUCAGCUGAUACAGAGGAAAUCUGCUCUUUGCCACACAUCUUCCACCCUGGCAUGGUGCUCAGAUGUGCUAUUGCCAAGUUGGAUACAACUAAGAGAGGAUCUCUUAGUAUCCAGCUGUCUGUCAAUCCAAAGCUGGUCAACAAAAGUCUCGCCUCAAGUUCUCUGAAAGCUGGCAUGGUCUUGACUGGGUUCGUGGAGAGUGUGGAGGAUCACGGCUGCAUAGUUGACAUUGGCAUUAAUGGCUCUAAAGCUUUUCUGCCUAAGAAUGCCAUAAAAACCAAACAGAACAACCCAGGAGAGCUGAAAGCGGGUCAGUAUGUGACUUCUCAAAUAGAAGAGGUGAAAAACGAUGGACGUGUGGUCCACCUUUCUGUCAACCCUGCUGCCAUCGCCCAGGCCUGUGCUGAAGCCAAGCAGGGCUGGAACCUCACCAACCUUCUGCCGGGCCUUCUGGUCAAAGCUACCAUCAAGAAGGUGACCAAACAUGGUCUGCUUCUGGACUUCUUGUCCUCCUUCAGUGGCCAGGUAGACAUCCUCCACAUGGAGCCAGGACAGACAUCGAGCUACACCGAAGGAGCUCAGGUGCAGGCCCGUGUGCUGUAUGUGGAACCAUCGUCCCGUCUGGUGGGACUGAGCCUCCGCAGCCACCUCGUUCAUCCUGGGGCUGUGGUGGAGACGUUUCCUGCUGGUGGGGACCGGAUUGGUGAGGUGAUACAUGAGUGCAAGAUGACCGCUAUGCACCACAUGUCUGGAGCCAUGUUGGAACUGCCGGACAAAACACCAGCCUUUGUGCAUAUUAACCACCUGAAAGAGUCUCAUGGGUCAGCUAAUGAAAACAGAGUGUUUGCCAAGCCUGUGCACACCUGUAGGGUUCUGGACUUCAGCCCCAUGGACCAAAUUCAUUUUGUUAGUUUACGCAAGAGUAUAAUUGCGAAGCCUUUUUUUAGAUACCAUGAUCUUCAGGCUGGUCAGGUUGUAGAGGGGACAGUGUCAGUCCUGCUGAAUCAUGGCAUGGUGGUGCAUCUGUCCGACCACAUUAAAGGCCUGGUGCCUCGGACGCACAUUUCUGAUGUCGUCCUCAAGAACCCAGAGAAGAAGUACGUGGAGGGCAUGAAAAUCAAAUGUCGGGUGCUGUCAGUGGAUGCAGAGAAUAAGAAGCUGUACCUGACCAGAAAGAAGGCUCUGGUUGAAAGCUCCCUGCCAUUGUUCCUCAGUUAUAAUGAUGCCCGUCCCGGCCGAGUGUCCCAUGGCUACAUCGUGUGCAUCAAAGGCUUUGGCUGCAUCGUCCGUUUCUACAAUAACGUCAAGGGUCUGGUACCAAUCCACGAGCUCAGCUCUGAGCCCAUCAUCAAUCCUGAGGAGGUUUUUUAUGUCGGGCAGGUGUUAAAGGCAAAAGUUCUUCAGUGUGACCCCGAGAAGGCAAAGAUGGUGCUGUCAUUUAAAGCAGCGCUGGAGGGGACAAUUGAGGACGCUACCAAUCCUCAGUUUGACUGUGAGGUGGGGCAGAGGGUGGAGGCAAAGUUGUUGAAAAAGUCAGUCAACGGUGUGGAAAUGGCCAUCCUUCCCAAUGAUGUCCGUGCUUCACUACCCAUGAUGCACCUCUCUGAUCACAUGUCCAACUGCCCUUUGAUGUGGGAGAGUCUGCAGGAAGGAGACAUCAUCUCGAACCUCGUCUGCAUCAGCAAGAACAAGCAGAAUAUUAUUCUCACCAAGAAACCAACAGUGAGAUGGUCUCUGGAGGAAGGACUGGCUGCCAAAGACUUCUCUGAGAUCACAGUUGGAACUCAACUGUUCGGAUGGAUCAAGAACAUUAUGUCCUACGGUGUCUUUGUAGAGUUUCCGUACGGCCUUGUUGGUCUUGCACCUAAAUCGGCCAUGACCGACAAGUUCCUCAGUGAUACCACGGCUGCCUUCCAGCUGGGCCAGACGGUCAUUGCUAAAGUGACCAACCUGGAUGAGGAGAAGCGGCGAUUCCUGGUCACGCUGAAGAUUUCUGAGGUCAUUUCUCCACAGGGGGACAAUCAGACUAGACUCAUUAAUGGCCUGCAGGAGAGAAAAGCUGUGGGUGAAAUGCUGGCUCGGACAGGUAACAGUGAACUCCGCCAGCAUUUGGCUGCUCUGUCUGUUGGUGAGAAGCUGAAGCUGACCGUGGACACCGUGAAGGAGGGUGCCACAUUUAUAUCCGACGAUUUGACCGGUGCUACCAUACAGGCCACCAAGCAUCACAUCAUGGGUGUUAAUCUGACCGAGGGACAGAAAGUAACGGCGGUCGUCCUUCAUGUUGACAUCUUGUCUGCUUGUGUUCACGUUUCCAUCCUUCCCAAGCUGUUGAUGAAGAAGAGAUCUUUGACUGAAGAAUCAAAACACACAGCGAUGGUACAGUUCAUAGACAAAGACUUUGCUGUCGUCUCACUGGACAACACGGCACAGCUGACUGUGAUCCAAACGAGCAGCAACCUGAAUGAUGUUUUGCUGUCUGAAUCAGAGAAGCUGAAGGCUGGUAUGACUUUGGCAGUAGAAGUUUUAGAACCUAGCUGUGAGCAGAUCCAAGGGCUCCCCCUGGUGUCAUGGGAGCGCAGUGCACCGAAGCGACAGUGCACGACCUCGGAGAGCCUGACUGGCUCCAACGGUCACUGCUUCGGUGAACUCCUGAAGGGGAAAGUGCGGACGGUGAAGCCUACCUGCAUACAGGUGACGCUAGAAGAUGGAAGCACCGGCAGCGUGCACGUGUCUGAGGUGAUCGAGCCUGCAGAGGUGAGCCUGGGGUCCUUCCCCACGUCGUCGGUGAAGGUGGGCAGCGUGGUCACCGCCAGGGUCAUUGGAGGACGAGAGGCCUCCAGUCAUAGAUUCUUGCCGUUCUCCCAUCCCAAAUUCAGAUACACCAUUUCUGAGCUCACACUUAUCCCCAGCAAACUGGACAAGAGUGUAGAUUUCAAACCAGUUACAGCCAAAGAAAAACUCAGCAGUUAUAAGGUCGGGGAGGAGAUUACGUGCUUUGUAUCAAAGUUUCAUCCAGAUAGAAAGUGUUUAGAAGUCACCACUGAUCCUUCUGUUACUGCGACGGUUGAACUACUGGCAAUGAUCACCGAUCCUAAGGAUGCCAGCCACCCACAAAAACUGUACAAACUGGGCCAAGCAGUCCGCGCUAAAGUGGUAAACGUCACUUCUAACCGCAUUAUGCUGUCGCUCACAGGUGCCCAUGAACUAGAGAAAGGCAGCACUGCUUUGGGAAUAGUGACUAAUAUUCAACCACAAGCAGGUCUCCUGGUCAAACUUCCCUUUGGCGGCAAGGGGACUGUGUCCAUCACUGACCUUGCUGAUGCCUACAAGCCAAAUCCCCUGGAUGCGUACAGCAAGGAUCAGCUUCUCAGGUGUUACCUUCUUGGUAACGAAAAUGGCAAAUGGCAGUUGUCUCUGCGUCCAUCAAGGCUGAACCCACAGCAGGAGAAACUAGUAAAAGACCCAGAAGUGUUGUCUGUCGACAAACUGAAGGCAGGACAGAUCAUCAGAGGCUACGUGAAGUCUGUCGGAGAGCAGGGGGUCUUCAUCAGGUUGUCAGGAAGCAUCACUGGAAGAGCCGAACUUCAGCAGUCGACCAAGUACUUUGUUAACAACCAUACGGUCCUGUCUGCUCACCUGCCUCCCAACACGCUGCUCACCACCAAAAUCCUCAGUAUUGAUGAAGAGGAGGAGUUCAUCAACCUCUCUCUGCUCCCCGUGGACACUGGGAAGUCAGACAUCCUCCCAGAGUCUCUCGGUCUGCCACUGCGUCUCUUUGGAGAGGAAAAGAAGAAACAUGAUACAAAGAAAAUGAAGAAACGCAAACUGUCUGAAGGGGAACAGAAACAAGCAGAGCCUGAGGUCCCAAAGAAGAAGAAGAAAAACAAGAAAGCAAGAACUGAUGACAGUGACAGUGGAGUGGAGGUGUACUUCAGAGAAGAGGAGGAAAAGGAAGAUGAAGAAAACCCUGUUCCUGCAAAAGUGACCUCCAGCUCAGCAGCUCCAUCCAGACUGCAGGUGGCAGCAGGUUUCUCCUGGGACGUUGGACUGAGCUCCCUGAAACCUGCCGCUGCAGCACUGGACAGAGACUCCAGCGAUGGAGAAGACCAAGACGUAAGCACUAAGCCCCAGAAAAAGUCUCGCCAUGAACUGGAGCAGGAGAAAAAGGCAGCGGAGAAGGCCUUGGUACAGAGAGAGACUGAGCUGAUGGAUCCAAGCCUGCGGCCCGAGGAUGCUGCUGCCUUCGAGCGCCUGCUUCUCGCUUCACCCAACAGCUCGCUGCUCUGGCUCCAGUACAUGGCUCACCAUCUGCAGGCAACGCAGAUCGAACAAGCUCGUGCUGUGGCUGAGAGGGCCCUCAAAACGAUCUCCUUCAGGGAGGAGCAGGAGAAGCUGAAUGUGUGGGUAGCCCUGCUGAACCUGGAGAACAUGUAUGGCACUGCGGAGAGUCUGAAGAAGGUGUUUGAGCGGGCGGUGCAGUUCUGUGAGCCCAUGCCAGUGUACCAGCAGCUGGCUGAUAUCUACGCCAAGUCCAACAAAAUCAAGGAGGCGGAGGGCCUGUAUAAGACGAUUGUGAGGCGUUUCCGUGACAAUAAGGCAGUGUGGUUCAGCUAUGGCACCUUCCUGCUCCAGCAGGGUCAGAGUGACGCUGCCAGUGCUCUCCUGCAGAGAGCGCUGAAGAGUCUACCCUCGAAAGAAAGUGUGGAUGUGAUUGCCAAGUUCGCUCAGCUGGAGUUUUCUUACGGUGACGCAGAGAAAGGUCGCAGCAUGUUUGAGAAAGUCCUCACGAGCUACCCAAAACGUACCGACCUCUGGUCCAUUUUCAUCGACCUCCUGGUCAAACACGGAUCACAGAAGGAUGUCAGGGCGCUGUUUGACCGAGUGAUCCACCUGAGUGUUUCAGUGAAGAAGAUCAAAUUCUUCUUUAAGCGCUAUUUGGAGUAUGAGAAGAAGCACGGCACCCCGCAGAGCAUCCAAGCAGUCAAAGAAAAGGCCAUGGAGUUCGUGGAAGCUAAAGGCACAGAAGCUGCCAAGUAAAGACCAAUUAUACAGUCACACACACCCUGUUGUGUAUGUGCGUAGACUGCAAUGUGCCACACUUGAUUUACAACACAUUUGUGGCUGCAGAUUCUUAUACAGGUUCCUCCUCAACGUGAUAAUGAUGUUUUGUUUUUGGGUUUUUUUUAGUUGUUGAUUGGUGAAACCUGCUGAACCUGAAAGUCUGCUUGAUUACAUAAUGUUGCACAAGACGACAAACCUUUUGUAAAGCGGGUUGUUAUCAUCUAUAAAUGUUAAAAACAAACUUGUAUUUAACAGUGUCUUUCCUUUUUAACCAUUUUGUAUGAUACAGUGUAAGAGACCAAUUAAUGUUAUGAAUAUUAGUUUACGGCAUUUCUUAACAGAUUUGUAAAAGACUUCUUGUAUGAAAACGUUCUAUUAAUUAGCCAGUUGACCUUUCAAUAAAUCCACCACCAUUACAAUACA